Annulohypoxylon truncatum is the source of this 228-nucleotide messenger RNA. RefSeq lists its product as uncharacterized. Lineage: Eukaryota; Fungi; Ascomycota; Sordariomycetes; Xylariales; Hypoxylaceae. The coding region runs from base 1 to 228 and encodes 75 amino acids. The record is from RefSeq and is a predicted model, not a curated record. The transcript is spliced from 2 exons.
AUGUCCUCUCGUGACAGCUCUUACGAUCCUACUAGCUCUUCCGCGCCAGUGAUCCGCGAGGAUUGCCGGUCUCCCAAGGCUAGUAACUACCAAGUCGACAUUCACCAUCGGAAUGGUAGUAGAAGCAUCAGCAUCUAUAAUCACCACAGCCCCGGCUAUGACAAUACUGCGCCGCACCCUGAUUAUAGAGCAUCCACUAGGACGGACUCCCGAAAAUCAUCUUCUUGA